Symbiodinium necroappetens is the source of this 1074-nucleotide messenger RNA. The record is from the annotation of a GenBank genome assembly. NCBI's taxonomy places the organism in Eukaryota, Dinophyceae, Suessiales, Symbiodiniaceae.
AUGUUGCGGCGGAAGAAGCACCACACCCACAUUUCUCGGAGCUCGUUUAUGACGCAGAUUGCCUCAAACUCGUUGAGGCCUUCUGAGUCACGAGUCACCUUUGUUCGCAGCUUUCGGGACACCACCGUGUGUUUGCCGAAAGUGUCUGGCUUCCGCAGAGCCCUCUUCAUAAUCCUCAACGAGCCGAACUCUUCAUUGCUGUCGCUGGUGUUGUCUUACCUCAGCUUCGCGAUGAUCAUCGUGACCACGGUGUCGUUGGUGCUAGAGUCGAUGCCAUUGUUCAACUAUACUCCCGACAACUGUGGAGACCCGGAGAUCAGUGUUGAACUUUGCAAGCCGGUCCCCGACAUUGCCUUCGAAUACAUCGAGGUCACAGGCACUAUCUUCUUCACCGCAGAAUAUGCACUGCGCAUCGCUACUGCGCAUGCUGCAACGGAACAGGAGCUGCACCUGUCAGAGGAGGAGGAUCCAGAUGAGAAGUUGCCGGGAUGGAAAAAGACCCUGAGGUAUGCCAUGCAGUCGAUGAACGUCAUCGAUGUGAUGGCCAUUGUCCCCUUCUAUCUUGAGUUCUUCGGAGCAGCAGGUGGGUGGGCAGCUGUUCUUCGCGUGCUGCGGUUAGUCCGAGUUUUUAGAGUCCUGAAGUCGCCGAAAAUGCGUGCAUGUGUGGACAUGAUCCUUUGCAUCGUCGCCGAGGCCCUGCCUGGCAUCGCAUCGGUCUUCUCACUCACCUGUUUGGUUUGCGUGAUGUUCGCAUCCUUCUUGUUCUUCGCAGAAGGAACGACGUACUCCGUCACACAUCGACCUGACCUUUAUCCACUGGGUGUGUAUAUUCGGCCGACUGCGAAUGGCCUUGGCUUCGAACCAACGCCGUUCAAGUCUAUCCUCCACACUUUCUGGUGGUUCUUUGCGACUGCGACAACCGUGGGCUAUGGAGACCACGUUCCCACGACAACAGCUGGGAAGCUUAUCUCCAUUGCUGUUUUCUAUAUAGGCAUUGUAUUGGUGGCCAUCAAACUCACGAUCGUCCAAGGAUCGUUUCGGCGGCAUUACCCGAAGUGGCGCUUGCACACAUAG